Messenger RNA from Ilex paraguariensis (yerba mate), 822 nucleotides. The record is from the annotation of a GenBank genome assembly. Lineage: Eukaryota; Viridiplantae; Streptophyta; Magnoliopsida; Aquifoliales; Aquifoliaceae.
GAGAGAGAGAGAGAGUGAGGGAGAGAGAUGAAUCAGGCAGUGCAGAAGAACACUCUGUACGUAGGGGGUUUAGCGGAGGAGGUUAACGAGUCAAUACUCCACGCCGCCUUCAUACCGUUCGGCGACAUUAAGGACGUCAAGACCCCUUUGGAUCAGGCCACCCAAAAGCACCGCUCCUUCGGCUUCGUCACUUUUCUUGAGAGAGAGGACGCCUCCGCCGCCAUGGACAACAUGGACGGCGCUGAGCUCUAUGGCCGUGUCCUCACCGUCAAUUACGCCCUCCCUGAAAAAAUCAAGGGUGGUGAACAGGGUUGGGCCGCUAAGCCCAUUUGGGCGGAUGCAGACACGUGGUUUGAAAGACAGCAACAAGAAGAGGAAAUGAAGCGUCUUCAGGAGGAGAACCAAGCUGCAAUGGAGGUGGCAGAGGAGUUGCACAGGAAGAAAAUGGCUGAGGACCGAGAUGGGGAAAAGGAGGAAGAAACAGAGACCAAGGAUGAUCCCAUGGCAAGGGCUGAAGCUGAGGUUUUGAAGCAGGAGAGCUAGUUCUUUGCUAUGGAGUCAGCUUUCAAGGGUCGAUUUCAUAGUUCUAAAAAUAGAGAAACAGGGGAAUUGAAAUGAUUUGUUACCUAUUCUAAUUCGGAUUUUUCCCUCCUUUGUAUUUGAUCUCUCUGGAUGAGUUGAUGCUGGUGGAUCUUGUACUUGCUUUUUUGUGUAGAGAUAAUCAAUAUGAUCCAAUUUUACUUUCAGUGUGCUUGAAUUUUUCUUCCUAUGUUCUAUCAAAUUCUGUUUUCAUUAGAUUGAAUGAAUGUACUGCAUGGUGGA